AUGCCUACCUUACAGUCAUCCAGAGGCGAUCGCCGCCACGACGUCGCCCACGAUGAUUCAGUCGAGAUCCGAAAUGUGACGUCAAGCGAUGCCGGCCCGGCGGGGAGCGGCCCUGUCGAGAUCACUGCCGUGCAAAAGAUGCUCUCUGCCACCACGGGUAGUUUCCUGACCGGAUUUCUCAUGACACCUCUAGAUGUUGUGCGCGUCCGAUGGCAAGCGCAAGGGGUCAGGCAAACGGCUACCGACUUCCAGAAGCUGCCUGCCGAUUUACAGAAGAUCGCCGCCUCGGCGCCCUCCUUUCGACCGGCCAAUCUUGGGGUCACUGAAUGCUGCCGAGAGGUCUUUUUUAUGAACAAUACUGCCGAGGUUUGCAUCGCUGGCACGAGAUUGGGGGGGAUCCACGCCCCAGUCGGAGGGAUUGACUGCGCGGUUGAACAAACGCAGCAGAGGACAUACAGCUCAACGCUGGACGGGCUCAGAAAGAUUGCUCGGAAUGAGGGCGUCACCACGCUCUGGAGAGGGCUCUCUCCCACCCUCCUCAUGGCCAUUCCUGGCAACAUCAUCUACUUCACCGGCUACGAAUGGCUUCGUUUCAACCAUCUGAGCCCGAUCGCGAAGACUUGCAACGACCUGUAUGCCCCGCUCGUGGCAGGCUCUGUGGCCAGAGUCCUUGCUGCUGCUGCGGUCAGCCCGAUCGAGCUUUUCCGGACGAGACUCCAGGCGUCGCACGGCUCUUCUGCGGCAGGCCAUGUCGCUGACACCCUCCACAGCAUUCGAGAGAUGGUUGGACUGAACGGUUACCGAUCGCUAUGGCGAGGCUUGAAUCUGACCCUGUGGAGAGAUGUGCCCUUUUCGGGCAUGUACUGGUGGGGCUACGAGACGAUCCGCGGAAAGCUGACGGAUGCGCGCGAGAGACAUCACGGCGCCCAUCUAGAUAUGGGGAGCGGCCGAGGGCGGGCGAGACGCAUGUCACAGAGCCGCGAGAACCACACCGAUACGUUUGUGGACAGCUUCACCGCGGGCGCCAUGUCGGGCGCCAUUGCGGCCGUCGCUACUACGCCCUUUGAUGUGGGCAAGACGCGAACCCAGGUGUUCCGUGAUUCUGCCCAGAAGGCCGCCGUCAGUGGCGAAGCGAAGGCGGCACCGGCCAAGGUUCCCGAAGAACAGAGGAUGGCCCGGCUGCUCUGGCAUAUCUUCCGGACGGAGGGCAUGCAAGGACUGUUCAGGGGCUGGAUCCCGCGCACCCUCAAGGUUGCGCCCUCUUGCGCCAUCAUGAUCAGCACCUACGAGCUGGGCAAGAGGCUCUUCCGGGACGUGAACGAGAAGGCAGCGCAGAAGCAUGCCGAGCGUGACGAACACCGAGACUGA
Messenger RNA from Thyridium curvatum, 1368 nucleotides. RefSeq lists its product as uncharacterized. The record is from RefSeq and is a predicted model, not a curated record. The transcript has 2 exons. Gene Ontology annotation, biological process: mitochondrial transmembrane transport. NCBI's taxonomy places the organism in Eukaryota, Fungi, Ascomycota, Sordariomycetes, Thyridiales, Thyridiaceae. The coding region runs from base 1 to 1368 and encodes 455 amino acids.